This is a messenger RNA of Trypanosoma grayi, 219 nucleotides long. RefSeq lists its product as hypothetical. The transcript has a single exon. Bases 1 to 219 code for a protein of 72 amino acids. NCBI's taxonomy places the organism in Eukaryota, Euglenozoa, Kinetoplastea, Trypanosomatida, Trypanosomatidae. The record is from RefSeq and is a predicted model, not a curated record.
AUGGCGGUCGAAGCCGAGGACGUGCGCGAUCUCGUGUGCAGCAAUGCGGACGCUGUACCGCGUGUGAACGAUGCGCUCCGGCUCGAAGUUCAUCACGCCAGAAAUGGGCCGUCCAAUGCUUCCCCCGGAGCCUGUCGCCCUGUCGCACGACCGGGCAAACAUCCCUUCCGGCGCAGCAGCCACGUAGAGCACGAGAUCGGCCUCCGCCACACCAACUGA